AUGGUUGGCGGAACGAAGGGGAAAAUCACCCUCUAUGUCGACAUUGUCAGUCCCUUUGCAUACUUGGGAUACUAUUUCCUACGGCAUUCCUCCAUCUUCCACAACGUGCAAAUCACAUACAUCCCCAUCCUGCUGGGCGGGCUGAUGAAGCAGUGCGGCAACAAGACGCCCAUCGAGAUCCGCAACAAGGACCGCUGGAUCAACGUCGAGCGGCUGCGCUGGGGCCGCCAGUUCCACAUCCCCAUGGCCGAGAAGCUUCCCGCCGGGUUCCCCAAGCCGACGAUCCAGCUGCAGCGGUUCCUGACCAGCGUGUGGAUGGAGGAUAACGACAAGGCGACGGGUCAGAAACAACAGGACACCUUCGUCCGCGCUCUGGAUACGCUGUACGCGGCGCUGUGGACGGACCCGACACAGGGCGACAUCGACGAGCCGAAUACCUUUUCGCGCGUGCUGACACCCGUGCUCGGCCAGGACGUCGUCGCUCGACACAUGGCCCGUAUGGGCGCGCCCGAGGUCAAGAAGCAGUUGAUCGCGAACACGGACCAGGCUUUCAACGACGGCGCCUUCGGCCUGCCGUGGUUUCAGUGCGAGAAUGCUAAAGGUCAGGUCGAGGGCUUCUGGGGAUUCGACCAUCUCGGCCAGGUCGUCCGCUUCAUGGAGCUGGAUGGGCAGGGCGAGGUGAAGGCCUUGCUGUGA
Fonsecaea nubica is the source of this 696-nucleotide messenger RNA. RefSeq lists its product as hypothetical. Bases 1 to 696 code for a protein of 231 amino acids. Gene Ontology annotation, biological process: glutathione metabolic process. The transcript has 2 exons. Gene Ontology annotation, molecular function: glutathione peroxidase activity; glutathione transferase activity. Gene Ontology annotation, cellular component: mitochondrion; peroxisome. Lineage: Eukaryota; Fungi; Ascomycota; Eurotiomycetes; Chaetothyriales; Herpotrichiellaceae. The record is from RefSeq and is a predicted model, not a curated record.